AUGAAGAGCAACGGCAACCAUCAUUAUGUGCACGAUAAAUAUGCCUACCGUACUGCUGGCAUUAUGGCAACGUCGGGACAGUUAGGAGUACCGGGCUCAAGGUCAGCGCUUCCGCUCGCGCUUCGUGGCGACGCCAUCCACAGAAAAAGCAUCAAUUCGAAUGUACAAUCGAACUAUACAGAUCAAAAUAAAAAAUCAACAUUGUCACUUUCAUACGACAUUGUCCAUGUACCCCGUGAGCUUUGCCUGGUUGGAUGUGUCUUCUACAUUGCUGACUACCAUGGAGAAGUAACAGUGGAGACACUGCAUGCUUGGAAGAGGGUCAUUCAACAGCAUGCUGGAGAGGUUGUUCCGAUCUAUGACUCUGCACGGGUUACUCACCUUCUCUGCAAACACCAGAAGUCACCAGUGUUUAUGCAAGCAGUGCGUGAAAAUAAACGCUGCAUUACCAUAUUUUGGCUGAAUGAUGUUCUUCUUAGAGGAAAAAUGGCUCCCCCAUGGCAGGCUAUACACCUCCCUACUCCAUUUGGAAAUGAUAACAAGCCUUGCAAAGAUCUCAUAGUUAGUGUGAGUGGAUUUGAGAAUGAAGAAAGAACCAUCAUCAAGUUAAUGCUACAAUUGGUAGGCGCCAAAUAUACAGGUUAUUUUUCAAAACAUAACAGCCUUCUGAUCUGCAAGAGGUUGGAAGGAGCAAAGGUAGCCAAAGCAAAAGAAUGGAAGCGUCCUGUCGUGAAUGGUGUGUGGCUAAGCGAGGUGUUGUUGGGGCAAAACACACCUCCACUAGUCUACCAUGGGACACGUUAUCAGCAUUACCUGGAUGAUCCUCUCCGCAUAGAUCCUUCACUCGCAUCUCAUCUCUUUAAUGCCUGGAAAUACCACAUAAGUGUUUCUAAAGAAUCUGUUGAAAAGGCCAAGGCAAUGAGGGAAAUGGCAUUAAGAAAGAGAAAAACAGAGGCAGAUGGGGACCAAGAGAACAAACGUGCUUGUCUUGAGCCGCCUCCAGCUCCACAUCUGGGAUCCACUCCUUCCCAAACUCCAACACAACCCACAGCACCUUCCCAGUUACCCAGCACACCCACUGGUGGCCCACCUCAAACAUCCUUACCUUCUAUUAGUGGCUUUGGAGGCCCACUGACUAUCAUCAACAAAGAACUCCCUCCAGAACAACACAGACCUCGUAUUUUGUUAUCAAGUAUAAAAAAUAAGGAAGAAAUUGAAAGGAAAUUGCUUGAAUUAGGUGGUUACUUGGCUAAGACGAGCAUUGAAGCCACUCACUUAGUUAUGGGGAUAGGCACUGCUCAGAGAACUGUAAAAUUUAUGUGUGCAAUAUCUUGCUGUAAAUAUGUAUUGACUCUGCAGUGGAUCUUGGAUUCCCAUGCAGAAGCAAAAUUCUUACCUGAAGAAAAAUACAUUGUGGAGAUGCCAGAAUAUGAACGUGUUUUCCAGUUCAGCCUGAAAUCCACCUUGAUGAAGCCGAAUAGACGACACCUAUUUUCAGGAAAGACUUUUUAUCUAACUCCUUCAGUUAUCCCUGGUAGAACCUGGUUACGGGAAAUUAUUGAGUGUGCAGGUGGAACUGUGGAGAGUAAAAGGCGCACACUAAAGGAAAUUAAAGAAAGAAAUAAGGAUGGUGCUCAUCAGUAUUUGACUAUUGCUACAAUAGCUGAUAGUCAUCUGGUGCGUGAUCUUCUACAAGAAGAGAUGCCUGUGUUUAAUGCUGAAUUCGUCCUUGGAUCAAUCUUAAAGCAACAGAUUGAUGUAAAAAUGGCACUCUAUGUCGAUGAAGAAUAGGUUAUAGCAAGAUUUUCCUGCUUUGAAUAUAGAUUUUUCCUAUUUAUAUAUAGGAAUACUUCAUUUCUCUUUUCUUUUCUUUAUUUAGUUGUUAUUAGUUUUAAGCAGUCUGCCAUCUCAUCACAUUUAUUCAUGUAUUAUCUAACAUUAUAUUGGUUUUAUCAGCUUAUUUCUCCUUAUUAAUUCAUAAUGCAUUACCCAAGUGAUGACAGAAUUUAAUUUUUAUUUUAUUUUUAUUAUUAUUAUUAUUAAUUUUUUUUUUUUUCACUGUCAUCUAGUGGCCAGUGAAGAGUUGUUGGUAGCAAAUGUCACAUUUUGACUUGGAUUUUGUUAUUUGGUUUUAGAAAAAGAGAUUAUCUUAUUAAUUUAAAAAUUUCAAAUAGUGAAAUUUGUAAGAAUGAUAGGUACAUGACAUUGCUAAUUUAUCAUGAUUUCAAGAGUACUUGCUAUAUCAUACUGCAGUUGUAGUAAUGGAUGUGAUUGAAUGGUAAUGGAACUUGAGUAGCUCAGUGAAACAACUGAAUAAUUAUAAUGUAAUGGUGAUAGGUUAAUGUAUGGAAAAAUAAAGUAUUUUAAUGACACCACUUUAUGAAGGAAUAUUUUUUAUGAAUUGUGUAAUAAAAUUUGAAGAUAA
This is a messenger RNA of Penaeus indicus, 2425 nucleotides long. RefSeq names its product PAX-interacting protein 1-like. Bases 1 to 1791 code for a protein of 596 amino acids. The transcript is spliced from 14 exons. The record is from RefSeq and is a predicted model, not a curated record. NCBI's taxonomy places the organism in Eukaryota, Metazoa, Arthropoda, Malacostraca, Decapoda, Penaeidae.